Conger conger (European conger) is the source of this 999-nucleotide messenger RNA. RefSeq names its product trace amine-associated receptor 4-like. The transcript has a single exon. The record is from RefSeq and is a predicted model, not a curated record. Gene Ontology annotation, cellular component: membrane. Gene Ontology annotation, biological process: G protein-coupled receptor signaling pathway. Gene Ontology annotation, molecular function: trace-amine receptor activity. Bases 67 to 999 code for a protein of 310 amino acids. Lineage: Eukaryota; Metazoa; Chordata; Actinopteri; Anguilliformes; Congridae.
UACUGUUUCCCACACCUGAAAGAAUCCUGCCUACGAAGUCAAACAUCGAUCAUCAUCAAAGUAGCUAUGUACAUAUCCAUGGCUUGCAUAAUUUUUAUGACUGUCUGUGGGAACCUGCUGGUCAUCAUCUCCAUCUCUCAUUUCAAACAGCUCCAUUCUCCAACAAACCUUCUCAUCCUCUCUUUAGCAUUCACAGACUGGUCCUUGGGGGCUUUCAUUAUGCCAUGUAGCAUGAUCAGAUCUGUAGAAAACUGUUGGUAUUUUGGAGAAACAUUUUGUAAGAUUCACUCCAGUGUUGACAUUAUGAUGUCCAUUGCAUCCCUCUUGCAUCUAGGUCUCAUUUCUGUUGACAGAUAUUUGGCCAUCUGUAAGCCUCUUCAAUACAAAGCUUCAGUAACUAUGCACAAGGUAGCAGUCCUUAUUGGAAUGGCCUGGUUGUCUGCUUUUGCAUUUGGGUUUGGGGUAAUUCUCUCUAAAAUUAACAUAGUCGGUAUGGAGGACUUCAUAAACUCUUGCACAGGAACCUGUUUUUUAAUUUUCAAUAAACAAGGAGGGUUAUUGACUGCUUUUCUGGGCAUCAUCUUGCCAUGCAUAGUGAUGGUGGCCCUCUAUCUGAAGAUUUUCUAUGUUGCGAAAGUGCAGGCCAGAAAGAUCAACUGCAGCCUGGCAAUAACAAGAGCAAAACAAAAUAAAAAAAACUGCACCUCUGAACAACGAGAGAAAAAGGCUGCAAAGACGCUUGGCAUUGUACUGGGGGUCUUUCUGUUGUGCUGGCUGCCAGUUGCCAUGGUACUUAUUGUUGAUCCAUUCUUUAAUUUUUCAACUCCUGCUGUUGUAUUUGAUGGUCUAAUGUGGUUGGCAUACUUCAAUUCUUCCUGUAACCCUCUAAUUUAUGGAUACUUCUAUCCUUGGUUCCAGAAGGUGUUCAAAAUUAUAAUAACAGGAAAGGUUUUUCAGAAUGGCUCUUCAUUAAUAAACAUUUAUGCAGAGAACAAGUAA